Molecule: messenger RNA, 707 nt
Organism: Hibiscus syriacus
Lineage: Eukaryota; Viridiplantae; Streptophyta; Magnoliopsida; Malvales; Malvaceae
Product: protein PLANT CADMIUM RESISTANCE 2-like
Exons: 4
Coding region: 118-546 (142 amino acids)
Source: RefSeq, a predicted model, not a curated record
AAUUCAUCCUUUUUUUUCAUAAUCAUUUAACCUACUUUUCAGAACAAGUUUUCGUAGAGUAUAUUGAUCCAUAUACAUAUCGUAUAUAUCCAUUAUCUAUAAUUAAAUUCCUUAAUCAUGUCAAAGCCUCAAGAUGAAGCUCCAUGGUCCGUCGGAUUCUGUGAUUGUUUUUCUGAUAUGAAAACUUGUUGUACUGCUUGCUGGUGUCCAUGUAUCACCUUUGGCCAGAUAGCUGAGAUUGCUGAUAAAGGAUCAACUUCAUGCGGGGCAAGUGGGGCACUAUACACGUUAAUAAUGUUCAUCACGGGGUGUCCAUGCUUGUAUUCUUGCUUUUACCGAUCCAAACUCAGAAGGCAGUAUAACUUAAAGGGCGGUGAUUGUGGCGAUUGCAUGCGCCAUUUUUGGUGCGAAACUUGUGCUUUGACUCAAGAGUAUCGUGAGCUCAAGAACCGAGGAUUCGACAUGUCUAUCGGUUGGCAUGCAAAUGUGGAGAAGAACCCAGGGCUAGCAAUGGCUCCACCGGUUGAAAAAGGGAUGAACAGAUAGUUAAUGAUGGGAUUUCUACGUUAAUGUUUUCUUUUUAUUCACUGUCCUCUUCAAUGUCUCAACUAUCAUGCUUUUUUCUGUAAACUUAAUUUCCUUUGCCUUCCAUAAUAGGACUAUUGUACGGCUCAUUUGAAUUUGUAUGUAUGCAUGUUUGUCAAGUA